Molecule: messenger RNA, 1610 nt
Organism: Mustela erminea (ermine)
Lineage: Eukaryota; Metazoa; Chordata; Mammalia; Carnivora; Mustelidae
Gene: C6H12orf71
Product: chromosome 6 C12orf71 homolog
Exons: 3
Coding region: 546-1505 (319 amino acids)
Source: RefSeq, a predicted model, not a curated record
UAGUCACUGUGAGUCAGGAUCUGAAGGAUUUCUAACAUCCCAGUUUAUGGCCCAGGAGCUAGCAGCGCCUUUUUCAUGUGGGCAGCCGCCAGAGCAGGGCGUGACUGUGUGUGUGUGUCUGUGUGUGUGUGUGUGUGUAUUUCUUCCACCCCCACACACCUACUGGGGCAUCACAGAAAAAGCUGCACUAAAAAAUGCCAACAGAUGGUGGGAGGAUGGGUAUCUAAAUGGCUAUAACCUUUCUGGAAAGCAAUUUGAUACCAACUCCAAUUUAUCUGUGAUCUUUGAUCCAUCAAAGCCACAGAUAUAUAUAUAGAGAGGGAGACACAAGGAUUUAUUGAUAAGGGGGUUUAUUCAAGACUUAUUAAAACAGUAACAACCACUUAAUGGUCAUCAAUCAGAAAGUCAUUAAAAAUGACAAAAUAGCCAUAUACAGGUUUACUGUAGGGUAUGCCAUAAAAGAGAGUGAUCAACAGCUGAUGUGACACCCACACAUAUGCAGAUUCCUGAGUUGAGGGAAACCUGAGAAUGAGUCCCUGAACUCCAUGGCGUACACAACCUGCAGCAGCGACCGAUCAGACAGCACAGACUGCAGCUCGCAAUCAAACCUGAGUCUCUCCGUGGGUUAUUUCCCCUCCGAGGACACCUUCUCCUAUGAAAACACCAUCUCCUGGGAAGACAAGUCUCCCAAGAGUCUUCCAAUCCUUGUCCCUCCUAUCCAAGGGACAUGGAGGACAGAGAGUACAGGCAGACUCCUGAGGAGACAAGACCAGAUUCGGGACGACCCAAAGCAGUUCUGCAAACUCAGCAUCACCCUGGCCUGGGAUGUUGAUGUGGGCUCAAACAAUUCAGGCUCCGUAGCUAGUUGGGACCUAACUGGAAGCAAUCAGUGGAUCAACAAGUACCCUGAAGAGAACAGAAAACUGACUAUCAGUAAGCUAGACAGUCUUGUACAAAAGCUUGAGACAUUUCUAGAAAAUCAGAAAGAUGACAAAGAUGAUGGCUCUGCAUUCCCUGGAUCUGCCCAGGAGGAAGAUUCCCAGUUGUUUGGCAGCUCCCCUCUAGACAUAGCUCAGGUCAGUCAUCAAGAACAUGAUACUUGUCAGGACUUCUCCCACGCCUGCCAGCAUGAAGGCAUCAUUCCGUUUCCACAGAUUCCACCAAGACUUCAGGAAUAUGAACUUGCUGAGAUGAUAAACCAGUCAACUGCCAACCAAAUGACAAGCACUAUAGAGACCUCCUCAGUCUCAUCAGGUCAGCCGGAGAAGGAGGACACUCAUUCCAGGACAUGGGCCCUCUCCUGUAUGAACUUCAGGUGGGUCUUCCGCUGGCUAAGGCAGCAAGUCCUCUCCUCACUUCUCAGGAGACCACACCGCAAGGAGGCCACUGAGAGGCCUCAUAAGUUGGCACGAAAGAAAAGACUCUCUCACAGAAGCAAGAGAAUCCAACCUCAAGACUCCCUUGAAUUAGGACACCCUCUAUCGCCAGAUUUUUUAACCAUUUGACAGCCCCCAUUCUACAAUCUCCAUGAGUUAAUUGUUUUCUAAUAAAUAUAACACAUACUCUUAUAUUAGUCAUGUCUUCCUCUUCCAGCCCACCAUCUUGACUCG